GCGGCCUGGUAAACAUCGUCGAAGCUGUCACUCUGGACGAAAAUGGCACCAAGGUUAGCAGUAUUGAAGGUCAGCAGAAGUUUAGCGACAGCCAGCCAAGCACAUAGACAACCAGGAGCAGCUCGUAUGUGGAAGUUAAUGAGUUUUGUAGUCGCUUUACCAGCAGUUGCUGUCCUCAUGCUGAAUGCUUUUCUGAAGUCAGGUCAUGAACCUCUUGAAUUUGUGCCUUAUGAACAUCUCCGUAUCCGCAACAAGCCUUUUCCUUGGGGUGAUGGGAAUCAUACGUUAUUCCACAACUCGCACGUGAACCCAUUACCCACUGGCUAUGAGAAAUAAUAUACUAAUUACUGGGAAUUUUACCCCCACAAUGGAUUCAUCAUUAUAGUGCGUAAUUCAUAUUUACUGUUAUAAUUUUCAUGUUACAGUAAAAAAAUUAAAAACCUUAGAUGAUCAUUAAACUCA
Rhincodon typus (whale shark) is the source of this 462-nucleotide messenger RNA. Its product is annotated as cytochrome c oxidase subunit 6A2, mitochondrial-like. The record is from RefSeq and is a predicted model, not a curated record. Gene Ontology annotation, biological process: mitochondrial electron transport, cytochrome c to oxygen. The coding region runs from base 43 to 336 and encodes 97 amino acids. Lineage: Eukaryota; Metazoa; Chordata; Chondrichthyes; Orectolobiformes; Rhincodontidae. The transcript is spliced from 3 exons. Gene Ontology annotation, cellular component: mitochondrial inner membrane. Gene Ontology annotation, molecular function: enzyme regulator activity.